AUGCAAGCCAUUCGCGUCCAUCCCGAUCCUUCCAAAUCCACCCCCUAUUCACCCUUCAACCCUGCACCAUCCACCUCCUUACAGCUAGACCACGAUGUCCCCAUCCCAAGGCCGUCUCAACCUGGGGAGCUUCUCGUUCGCGUCAAAGCCACAACCGUCAUUCGCGACAUGUUAGCCUGGCCCGAAACCUACACGCACGAAUACGCCAUCCUUGGCAACGACCUCGCCGGAGUCGUGACCGAGGUCUUCUCGCCCGACAGCAAGUUCAACCCAGGCGACAAGGUCUUUGGCAUGGCGAACGUAGACCGCGCCGCCACAUGGGCUGAAUACACAGUCGUCAAAGAGCAUGAAGUUGCCCUGAAACCAACCGCAUUGACUUUCGCGCAGGCCGCAGCGUUGCCUCUCAGUGCCCAAACUGCUUACGAGGCCUUAUUCGACCACGCCGGGCUCCCCCUCCCCACUAUGGAGGAAAUCAUGUCGCGGUCUGCGCUCAGGAAAGACCAACACGUGCUAAUCACCGGGGCUGCGGGUGCGGUGGGAAUUUAUCUCGUUCAGCUUGCGGCGGCGGCUGGCGUAAGGGUAGUGGCCGCUACCAGUUCGAAUGCGCGCAAUGGAGAGUUUCUGCGGGGCCUUGGGGCGGAUGAAACGGUUGAGUAUGGUAUGUUGGAAUGCUAUCGAGGGGCGUUCGAUGUUAUAAUUGAUAUGGUUGGCGGGGAGGUGUUGGAGCAGUGCUGGGAGUAUAUUUCGAAGACCGGGGUGCUGGUUUCUGUGGAUUCUGCGAGCUUCAACUUCGUGGAAGAGCAUGAGAAGCGCGGUCUACGUAAGGCUGGUGUGCAUGCUCUGUUUUUCAUUGUGAAGGGCAGUACUGAGGCAUUACACUAUCUUGCUGAACUUGCGGAUAUGGGAGCCAUACAGUCCUUCGUGGUCGACUCUUGGCCCCUUGCAAAGGCACGUGAGGCGUACGAUAUUGCGAAUGGGCGGUAUUCUGGACGUGGAAAAUUCAUCCUCACCGUCUGA
Messenger RNA from Aspergillus chevalieri, 1017 nucleotides. RefSeq names its product NADP-dependent oxidoreductase. Lineage: Eukaryota; Fungi; Ascomycota; Eurotiomycetes; Eurotiales; Aspergillaceae. Gene Ontology annotation, molecular function: oxidoreductase activity. The record is from RefSeq and is a predicted model, not a curated record. Bases 1 to 1017 code for a protein of 338 amino acids. The transcript has a single exon.